Molecule: messenger RNA, 1871 nt
Organism: Didymodactylos carnosus
Lineage: Eukaryota; Metazoa; Rotifera; Eurotatoria; Philodinida; Philodinidae
Source: the annotation of a GenBank genome assembly
AUGUCGUCAAUUCCAUGCUGGUAUGGUCAUGAAUGUCGAAAUGAAUGGUGCACGUAUUCCCAUCCAAUCGAAACAUUUACAGAUACCUCACAAACUUUUCAAUCAGCACUUGACACACCCACUUGUAAUCGGACACCAUGCAAAUUUGGACAAAAUUGUCAACGACUGAACUGUAUUUUCUCACACCCGGCAUUAAUCAAUUUUGAUAAUCAUUCAGAGCAAUAUAUUGCAUUAUCGAAUAAUGAUAGAUUUGAUACAUACUAUACAUAUUCAGAUUAUCAUUCUCAACAUCUAAAUGAUUCUAUGCGUAACAAAAUGUUUCAAACAGUGCCAGGAUCUCAGAAAGCCAUGUUUAGAGAAAACGACACAAAUAGAUCGAGAAGAAAUAUGAUUUCUCAAUCCUAUGAUACAACAAACAAUUCUUAUGCACGCAAUACAGCUCGACAGCAGCAAUUACGAACAGUAACUUUUCCAAGAACACAAUUCAAUCAAAAUUUACCAAUCGCUGAAAUCGACGAGCUAAUUAAUAGUUUAUCUAUUAGAUUUCAAGUACAUGUCCCACGUGUAUUAAAACAACAUGAUUCAUUGAUUGAACAACACUCCAAGAAUAAUGUUGAUGAAAACAACAAUGAAGAAAAUGAUCAAAUGUCAAUUGAUAAAUUGCAGAAUGAUAUCAAUCAAGAUACAUCUAUGAAACAUGAAUUUGAUGAUCAUUUAUUAGACGAAUUAAAAUCACAACGAACUGAAUUCAUCCAAACUAUUGAACAGUUAAUUUCAGAAUUUCAUUUAAUAACAAAUGCACUAGAUGAUUUUUCAUAUACUGAACUUCAGCGAAUAUCAUCGCAAUUAAUACGUGAAUCGUCUCGUUUAAAAGCACAUUUACCUAUUUAUGCACACCGCACCACCAUAGUUGAACAAGUAAAAAAUAAUCAAGUUGUAAUAUUAAAAGGAGACACUGGGUCGGGAAAAAGCACACAAGUAGUACAAUAUUUAUGUGACGAAGGACUGGCUAAUGAAGGACAAAUAAUUUGUACUCAACCACGAAAACUGGCGGCACGUUCAUUGGCUAUUCGAGUUGCAGAAGAAUAUGGAUGUUCAAUCGGACAAGAAAUUGGUUUUUAUGUGGGUAAUAAUCGUAGAACUUCAUCUUGUACCAAAGUAAAGUUUAUGACUGAUUCAGUAUUUCUAAAUGAAUGUUUGCAUGAUUCCAUGUUAGAACAAUAUUCAAUUGUUAUUAUUGAUGAAGUUCAUGAACGCAAAGUUGAUACUGAUUUGAUUAUUGGAAUUAUGAAAACUUGCUUAAGACAAAGAAAAAAUCUGAAGGUAACGUUCAUAGUAAACUUAAAAAAGAGAAGAUCAAUAGUGUCCAUUAAAUUACUGACUGUUGUAUUUGACAAAGCUGUUGAUAUUAAUCCUGCGAUAGAACAGAAGAACACUGGUCUACCACUGUGUCCCGUCCGGCACGCCAAAAUGUCAGAGGUGGUCUUCAGCUGAGGUCAACUUUUCGCGUGAAUUCUUAGUUUAAUGCACAUCAGAAGUCAGCUUCGACAGUCAAAAUUGUUAGUAGUAGUGUUUAAAUUAAACCUGCAAAAGCUGACUUUUCUAAAAUUUUACUUUUCAGUAAAAAAGCAAAUCAAAAAUAUUUUCAAUAAAACCAGGAAACUGCUGAAACUUUUACCAGUCAUCAUGUGGAAUGCGUCAUGUUCUCUGUUCUUUUACAUCCUACGAGAGUAAAACCUUUUUGUCUAUCCUAUAUUUUUCUAUUUCUUUCUCUUCUCUGUCUAAAGUACAGAAAAGAAAGAAACAAAGACGUACGAUGUGAAAGUAUAUCACCGGACUUCGAAAUUUUCAGAUGCGAUUUGAGUCCGGAG